Echinops telfairi (small Madagascar hedgehog) is the source of this 9789-nucleotide messenger RNA. It is a transcript of the gene SVEP1, whose product is annotated as sushi, von Willebrand factor type A, EGF and pentraxin domain containing 1. Gene Ontology annotation, molecular function: calcium ion binding. The record is from RefSeq and is a predicted model, not a curated record. The annotation marks the transcript as partial. The transcript has 45 exons. Lineage: Eukaryota; Metazoa; Chordata; Mammalia; Afrosoricida; Tenrecidae.
AUGUUAACAUGUAUCUAUCAAAUUCUUCGUCAUUCUAGAGAAAAUGCGACGAAAGUCAUAUUUCUCAUUACUGAUGGCUAUUCCAAUGGGGGUGACCCUAGACCAAUUGCAGCGUCGCUGCGGGACGGGGGCGUGGAGAUCUUCACUUUUGGCAUAUGGCAAGGAAACAUCCGAGAGCUGAAUGACAUGGCUUCCGCCCCAAAGGAGGAGCACUGCUACCUGCUCCACAGUUUCGCAGAAUUUGAGGCUUUAGCUCGCCGGGCACUGCAUGAAGAUCUGCCUUCUGGGAGCUUUAUUCAAGAGGAUAUGUCCCAUUGUUCGUAUCUUUGUGAAACCGGCAAAGACUGCUGUGACCGAAUGGCAAGCUGCAAAUGUGGGACACACACCGGUCAAUUUGAAUGCAUCUGUGAAAAAGGCUAUUACGGGAAAGGACUACAGCACGAAUGCGCAGCCUGCCCAUCAGGGACCUACAAACCUGAAGGCUCCCCAGGAGGCAUCAGCACUUGCAUUCCGUGUCCAGAUGAAAACCACACGUCGCCUCCAGGAAGCACGGCCCCAGAGGACUGCGUCUGCAGAGAGGGCUACCGGGCCUCGGGGCAGAGCUGCGAAGUUGUCUACUGCCCCAUGCUGAAGCCUCCCGAAAACGGUUACUUUACCCAGAACACUUGCAACAACCACUUCAAUGCAGCCUGUGGGGUCCGAUGUCUCCCUGGAUUUGACCUGGUGGGAAGCAGCAUCCACUUGUGCCUACCCAGCGGUUUGUGGUCCGGGUCAGAGUCUUCCUGCAGAGAACGCCACUGCUCCACCUUUCAGAAGCCCAAAGGUGUCCUUGUGUCUCCCCCCAACUGUGGCAAGCAGCCGGCGAAACCUGGGAUUGUUUGCCACUUAAGUUGCCGCCAGGGGUUCCUUUUAUCUGGAGCCAGAGAAGUGAGGUGCACCAGCUCAGGAAGAUGGAGUAGCAAAGUCCAGACGGCUGUUUGUAAAGAUGUAGAGGCUCCUCAAAUCAACUGCCCUAAAGACAUAGAGGCCAAGACAAAGGAGCAUCAAGACUCCGCUAAUGUGACGUGGCAAAUCCCCACAGCCAAAGACAACUCUGGUGAGAAGGUGUCAAUGCACGUCCAUCCAGCUUUUUCCCCUCCGUCCCUUUUCCCAAUUGGAGAGGUGGCCAUCACGUACACAGCCACUGACCGCUCCCACAAUGAGGCCAGCUGUGUGUUCCACAUCCGAGUCAUUGAUGUGGAACCACCUUCCAUAGACUGGUGCAGAUCCCCACCUCCAAUCCAGGCCUCUGGGAAGGAGUGCGUUGCAACCUGGGAGGAGCCUCAGUUCUCGGACAAUUCAGGGGCUGCAUUAGCUGUCACCAGAACUCAUUCCCCGGGAGACCUUUUCCCCCAUGGGGAGACUGUAGUGCAGUAUACAGCCACUGACCCAUCGGGCAACAACAGAACAUGUGCCAUCCACAUUGUCAUAAAAGGUUCUCCCUGUGAAGUUCCGUUUACACCUGUAAAUGGAGAUUUGGAAUGUACUCGAGAGAGUGCCGGGGUUAACUGUACACUAAGUUGUUUGGAGGGCUACGAUUUCACAGAGGGGACUACUGAGAAGUAUCAUUGUGCUUUCGAAGAUGGCAUCUGGAAGCCUCCGUUUUCUACUGAAUGGCCGGACUGUGCUAUAAAGCGUUUUGCAAAUCAUGGAUUCAAGUCCUUUGAAAUGCUUUACAAAGCAACCCGCUGUGAUGACACGGAUCUGCUGCAGAAGUUUUCUGAAGCUUUUGAGACUACCCUGGGGAAAAUGACCCCAUCAUUUUGUAAUGAUGCUGAUGACAUUGACUGCAGGAUGGAGGACCUGACCCAGAAAUAUUGCCUGGAAUAUAAUUAUGACUAUGAAAAUGGCUUUGCAAUUGGACCAGGCGGCUGGGGUGCAGGCAAUAGGCUGGAUUACUCGUAUGAUGACUUUGUAGACGCUGUGCAUGAAACCCCCACAGGCACCAGCAAAGCCAGGCCACCACGGAUCCAAAGAAGUGCCCCACAGUCGGACCACAAAAUUAAGUUAAUUUUCAACAUUACCGCUAGUGUGCCAUUACCCGAGGAAAGAAACGAUACUCUUGAAUUCGAAAAUCAGCAACGACUUAUUGAGACCCUGGAAACCAUCACGAAUCGACUGCGAAGGACCCUCAGUAAGCAGCCCCUGAACGCGUUCCAAAUUGCCUCUGAAAUGCUCGUCGCCGACACCAAUUCCCUGGAGACCGAAAAGGCUUUGCCCUUCUGCAGACCUGGCUCGUUGCUGAGAGGACGCAUGUGUGUGAAUUGCCCUUUGGGAACCUAUUAUUCUCUGAAGCACUUCGUCUGUGAAAGCUGUGGGAUUGGAUUCUACCAGGAUGAAGAAGGGCAGCUGGAAUGCAAGCUCUGUCCAGACGGGACACACACCGAGUACUUCCACUCGAGAACCAUCUCGGAAUGUAAAGCUCAGUGUCAACAAGGCACCUACUCAUCCAAUGGACUUGAGACUUGUGAAUCGUGUCCGUUGGGCACUUACCAGCCAGCAGUUGGGGCCCAGGGCUGCCUCGUAUGUCCAGAAAACACUUUGACCGUGAAAAGAGGAGCUGUGAACAUUUCGGCAUGUGGAGUGCCUUGUCCAGUGGGAGAAUUCUCUCGUUCUGGGUUAAAGCCCUGUUAUCCGUGUCCCCACGACUACUACCAACCCGACCCAGGGAAGUCCUUCUGCCUAGCUUGCCCCUUUUAUGGAACGACAGCAUUCCGUGGUGCCAAAUCCAUUGCUGAUUGUUCGACUUUUAGUUCGGUUUUCCCUGCUGCAGAGGAGAGUUUAAUGCCGGCUCCCUCUCCCGGACACAUCAAAAAGAAGUAUGACAUCAGCAGUCAGGUUUUCCAUGAAUGUUUCUUAAACCCUUGCCACAAUCGUGGAACCUGCCAACAACUUGGGCUUGGUUAUGUGUGCCUCUGUCCAUCUGGAUAUACAGGCCUAAAGUGUGAGACAGACAUUGAUGAAUGCAGCUCGCUGCCCUGCCUCAACAAUGGAGUUUGUAAAGACCAUGUUGGUGAAUUCCUUUGUGAGUGCCCUUCUGGUUACACAGGUCAACUCUGUGAAGAAAACAUAAACGAGUGUAGUUCCAGCCCUUGUCUGAACAAAGGGACCUGUGUGGAUGGGGUGGCUGGCUAUCGCUGCACCUGUGUGAAAGGAUUUAUAGGCCCGCACUGUGAAACAGAAGUCAACGAAUGCCAGUCGAGCCCGUGCUUAAACAACGCAGCCUGUGAAGACCAAGUUGGGGGUUUCUUGUGCAAAUGCCCCCCUGGCUUUGGGGGUGCCUGGUGUGAGAAAAAUGUGGAUGAAUGUCUCAGUCAACCGUGCAAAAAUGGAGCUACCUGCCAAGAUGGUGUCAACAGCUUCAGGUGCCGGUGUCCGGCCGGCUUCACGGGGCCACACUGUGAGCUGAACGCCAACGAGUGUCACUCUAACCCAUGUCAGAACCAGGCCACCUGUGUGGAUGGACUCAACUCAUACAGCUGCAAAUGUCUGCCAGGAUUUUCAGGCAGUAACUGUGAAACAGAACGGUCUAGGAGUUUUAACCUGGACUUUGAGGUGUCUGGGAUCUAUGGUUAUGUCUUGCUGGAUGGAGUGCUGCCGUCUCUCCGCGCCGUGACCUGCACAUUCUGGAUGAAAUCAUCAGACAUCUUCAACUAUGGAACACCAAUCUCCUAUGCACUUGACAAUGGCCAGGACAAUACCUUCCUCCUGACGGACUAUAACGGCUGGGUUCUGUAUGUGAACGGCAAGGAAAGGAUAACGGACUGUCCCGCGGUGAACGAUGGCAAGUGGCACCAUAUCGGAAUCACCUGGACAAGUGCCGACGGAGCUUGGAAAGUGUAUCUAGAUGGGAAACUAUCAGAUGGUGGCUCCGGCCUCUCUACUGGCUCUGCUAUCCCUGGUGGUGGCGCGUUGGUUCUCGGACAAGAGCAAGACCUAAAAGGAGAGGGAUUCAAUCCAGCAGAGUCUUUUGUGGGCUCCAUUAGCCAGCUCAACCUCUGGGACUAUGUCCUGUCUCCACAGCAGGUGAAAUCCCUGGCUACCUCAUGCCCAGAGGAACUCAACAGAGGAAACGUGUUAGCCUGGCCGGAUUUCCUGUCGGGGAUUGUGGGCAAAGUGAAGAUGGACUCCAAGAGCAUGUUCUGUUCUGAUUGCCCGCCUUUAGAAAGAUCCGUACCACACCUGCGAACUACAUCCGUCGAUGUAAAGCCAGGCUCCGAAGUCAGUGUGUUCUGUGACCCGGGCUUCCAGAUGGUCGGGAAUCCCGUGCAGUCCUGUCUUAACCAAGGACAAUGGACCCACCCUCUUCCUCACUGUGAACGGAUCCGCUGUGGGGUGCCACCUGCUUUGGAGAAUGGCUUUUAUUCAGCUGAGGACUUCCACGCUGGCAGCACAGUGACCUACCAGUGCAACAAUGGCUACUAUUUGCUGGGUGAUUCCAGGAUGUUCUGCACAGACAACGGGAGCUGGAAUGGCAUCUCGCCAUCAUGCCUUGAUGUUGAUGAAUGUGCGGUUGGAUCUGAUUGUAGUGACCACGCAGCCUGCCAGAAUACAAUUGGAUCCUACAUGUGUUCCUGUACCCCACCAUACACAGGAGAUGGUAAAACGUGUGCAGAACCUAUGAAAUGCAAGGCUCCGGGAAACCCAGAAAACGGCCACUCUUCUGGUGAGAUUUAUACAGUGGGCGCGGAAGUAGCAUUUUCUUGUGAGCAAGGCCACCAGCUGAAGGGAGUCGCCAGGAUCAUGUGCCUGGAGUCUGGCGAGUGGGAUCAUCCGGCGCCGCGUUGUGAAGCUAUUUCUUGUGGUGAACCAGACAUUCCAGAAAAUGGUGGCAUUGAGGGGACGUCCUUUACCUAUGACAGUAAAGUGACAUACAGCUUGCAGGGCCCUCCUGUCAUUGAAUGCACAGCGUCGGGCACCUGGGACUCAUUGCCACCUACCUGCCACCUUGUCUUCUGUGGAGAGCCGCCUGCCAUCAAAGAUGCAGUCAUCACCGGGAGAAACUUCACUUUGGGGAACAUUGUCACAUACACUUGCAAGGAAGGCUAUAUCCUUGCUGGUCCAGACAGCAUUGAAUGCCUGGCCAAUGGUGAGUGGAGUGGCAGUAACCAGCAGUGCCUGGCUGUCUCCUGUGAUGAGCCCCCCGACGUGGAGCACGCCUCUCCCGAGACUGGCCAUCGGUUGUUUGGAGACAUCGCCUUCUACUACUGUUCUGAUGGCUACGGCCUGGCAGACAACUCCCAGCUCCUCUGCAAUGCCCAGGGCAAGUGGGUUCCCCCUGAGGGUCAGGCCAUACCCCGCUGUGUUGCUCAUUUCUGUGAAAAACCCCCAUCUGUUGCCUAUGGCAUCCUGGACUCUGUGAGUAAAGAAAAAUUUGCAGCCGGCUCCGUCGUGAGCUUCAAAUGCAUGGAAGGCUUUGUGCUGAACACCUCAGCAAAGAUUGAGUGCAUGAGAGGCGGGCAGUGGAACCCCUCCCCCACAUCCAUCCAGUGCAUUCCUGUACGGUGUGGAGAGCCGCCCAGCAUCCAGAAUGGCUAUGCAAGUGGGUCAAGCUACGGUUUUGGGGCCAUGGUGGCCUACAGCUGCAACAAGGGAUUCUACAUCAAAGGGGAGAAGAAGAGCACCUGUGAAGCCACGGGACAGUGGAGUGGCCCUGUACCCACAUGCCACCCUGUCUCUUGCAAUGAGCCACCUAAGGUGGACAAUGGCUUUCUGGAGCAUGCAGCUGGCAGGAUCUUCAAGAGUGAAGUGCGAUACGGGUGCAACCCAGGAUACACCGCCGUCGGCAAUCCUGUGUUUGUCUGCCAAGCCAACCGCCAUUGGCACAGCGAGUCCCCUCUGUCGUGCAUCCCUCUGAGCUGCGGAAAACCUCCCCCGAUUCAGAAUGGCUACGUGAAAGGAGACAACUUUGAAGUAGGCUCGAAGGUUCAGUUUUUCUGUCAUGAGGGUUAUGAGCUUCUUGGAGAUAGUUCAUGGACAUGCCAGAAGUCUGGCAAAUGGAAUAAGAAACCCAAUCAAAAGUGUGUGCCUGCCAAAUGCCCAGAGCCACCCCUCUUGGAGAAUCAGCUGGUACUGAAGGAGUUGACGACAGAAGUAGGUGUGGUGACAUUUUCCUGUAGAGAAGGCCAUGCCCUCCAAGGACCCUCCACCCUGAAGUGCUUGCCGUCCCACCGGUGGAAUGGCUCCUUUCCUGUGUGUAAGCUGGUCCUUUGCCUCCCACCUCCUCUGAUCGCCUUUGGUGGCCCGGCUCCUGCCUCGGCUCUUCAUUUUGGAAGCACCGUUGAGUAUUCUUGUGUCGAUGGGUUUUUCUUAAGAGGAAACACCACCACUUUCUGUCAGGCGGAUGGCACCUGGAGCUCCCCGCUGCCAGAAUGUGUUCCGGUAGAAUGCCCCCAGCCUGAGGAGGUCCCCCACGGCAUCAUUGACGUGCAAGGUCUUGCCUAUCUCAGCACGGCUCUCUACACCUGUAAGCCAGGCUUUGAAUUGGUGGGAAACACUACCAUCCUUUGUGGUGAAAAAGGUCACUGGCUGGGUGGAAAACCAGCGUGUGUGCCCAUUGAGUGUCCGAAGCCCAAGGAGAUUUCGAAUGGCAAAUUCUUUUACACCAAUCUCCACUAUGGGCAGACUGUUACUUACUCCUGUGACCAAGGCUUCAGGCUCAAGGGGCCCAAAGCCUUGACUUGUUUAGAAACAGGUGAUUGGGAUAUGGAUGUCCCGUCUUGCAAUGCCAUACACUGUCACCCCCCACAGCCCAUUGAAAAUGGCUUUGUGGAAGGUGCAGAUCACAGCUUCGGUGCCAUGGUCAUCUACAGCUGUUUCCCAGGGUUCCAGAUGGUGGGUCAUGCCAUGCAGACCUGUGAAGAGUCAGGAUGGUCGAGCUCUAUCCCAACAUGUGUUCACAUAGACUGUGGCCUCCCUCCGCACGUGGACUUUGGAGACUGUAUUAAGGUCAAAGAUGGCCACGCAUAUUUCGACCAGGAGGAGGAGGAAAUGAUGGAAGUUCCAUAUCUGACCCCUCCCCCUCCUCAUCAUUUGGGAACAACGGUUACAACUUUGGACAUGUUGAAGGCGUCUCCGGCUGCUACUCAUGGCUCGAGCUACCUGUAUGGCACUGUGGUCUCGUAUACCUGUCAUCCAGGCUAUGAACUUUUGGGGAACUCUCUGCUGUUCUGCCAAGAAGAUGGAACCUGGAAUGGUAGUGCACCCUCCUGCCUUUCCAUUGAGUGUAACUUGCCUGCUGUGCCCGAAAAUGGCUUUCUGCGUUUUACAGAGAUGACCAUGGACAGUGCAGUGCAGUACAGCUGCAAAGCUGGGUACGUCCUCGUGGGUGCCAGCACAAGGCUCUGUCUGCAGAACAAAGAGUGGAGUGGUGCCUCACCGCACUGUGAAGCCAUUUUGUGCAAAAAGCCAAACCCACUCUUGAAUGGCUCCAUCAGAGGAAGCAGCUAUGGCUACUUAAGCGUGGUGUAUUAUGAAUGCAACCCUGGGUAUAUCCUCAACGGCACGGAGAGGAGAACGUGCCAAGAAAAUAAAAACUGGGAUGGGAGAGAACCAAUGUGCCUUCCUGUAGACUGCGGUUCACCACCAGUCUUAGCCCAUGGUCAAGUGACGGGAGAUGUGUACACAUUCCAGAAAGAGGUGGAGUACACUUGCAAUGAAGGAUUCUUGCUUGAGGGUGCCAAGAGCCGUGUUUGUCUUGCUGACGGGCGUUGGAGUAAAGCUACUCCGGUGUGUGUGCCUAUCAGAUGUGCCAGCCCUGCACAGGUGGUCAACGGGGUGACGGAGGGCCUGGACUAUGGCUUUGGGAAGGAGGUUGUGUUCCACUGUCAGGAGGGCUACAUGUUGCAUGGUGCUUCCAAAAUCACCUGUCAAGCCAAUGGUGACUGGGAUGCAGAGGUUCCUCGCUGUAUACCCAUUAACUGCGGGCCUCCUGAAGACCUUACCCAUGACUUCCCCAGUGGCUUUGCCUUUUCUCACGGAGGGCAGAUACAGUAUCAGUGCUUUCCUGGUUAUAAGCUCCAUGGAAAUCCUUCAAGAAGGUGUCUCGCCAAUGGCUCCUGGAGUGGCAGCAUACCUUCCUGCCUGCCUUGCAGUUGUUCGGCCCCACUGAUUCAAAAUGGAGCUGUUAAUGGGACAGAGUUUGGUUGUGGGAAGGCAGCGCGUGUUCAUUGCUUCAAAGGCUUCAAGCUCUUGGGACUUUCUGAAAUCAGCUGUGUAGCCAAUGACCAAUGGAGCACUGACUUGCCACGUUGUGAGCACAUGUUCUGUGGUUCCCCCCCAACGAUAUCAAAUGCAUUUCUCAGUGACAGUGGGCCUUUGGAAGAAAACGUGAUCACUUACAGCUGCAGAUCUGGUUAUGUCAUGCAGGGCAGUGCUGACCUGAUCUGUACAGAGCAAGGGGUAUGGAGGCAGCCUUAUCCAAUCUGUGAGCCCCUGUCGUGUGGUGCCCCGCCAGUCACUGACAAUGCAGUGGCAACUGGAGAAACAUACACCUUUGAAAGUAAAGUGAAACUCAGAUGUCUAGAAGGGUAUAUGAUGGAGACAAAUAUCGACACCUUCACUUGCCAGAAAGACGGCCAUUGGUUCCCUGAGAGAAUCACCUGCAUUCCCCAAAAAUGCCCUCUGCCAGACAAAAGGACACAUUUACUCAUUCAGGGGGACGAUUUCAGUGUGAACAAGCAAGUCUCUGUGUCAUGUGCAGAAGGCUAUACUUAUAAAGGCGUGAACAUAUCAACAUGCCAGAUGGACGGCACUUGGCAGCCACCAUUUUCUGAUGAUUCCUGCAGUCCAGUUUCCUGUGGGAAACCAGAAAGUCCUGACCAUGGAUGGAUAGUUGGCAGUGAAUACGAGGUCACAAGCGUAGUCACCUAUCAGUGUGAAGCUGGCUACGAACUAGAGGGGACUAGGGAACGUGUCUGCCAGGAAAACAGACAGUGGAGUGGAAGGGCAGCAACAUGCAAAAAGACCAGGUGUGAAGCCCCACUUGAGUUUCUGAAUGGAAAAGCAGACGUUGAAAAUGCGACCGGUAUACCCAGUGUGACGUAUUCCUGCAACCGGGGCUACAGCCUAGAAGGGGCGCCAAAGGCUCGCUGCACCGACAAUGAAACCUGGAGCCACCCAGUUCCUCUCUGCAAACCAAAUCUAUGCCCUGUCCCUUUCGUAAUCCCGGAGAACGCUCUGCUGUCUGAAAAGGAGUUUUAUGUUGAUCAGAAUGUGUCAAUCAAGUGCAGGAAAGGCUUCCAGCUCCAAGGCCAAGGCAUCAUUACCUGCAACCCCGAUGAGACAUGGACACAGACAGAUGCCAAGUGUGAGAAAAUCUCUUGCAGCCCACCAGCUCACGUAGAAAAUGCGAUUGCUCGAGGUGUGCAUUAUCAGUACGGAGACAUGAUCACCUACGCAUGUUACAGUGGAUAUAUGUUGGAAGGUUCCCUGCGGAGCGUCUGCCUAGAAAAUGGAACUUGGACAUCACCUCCUAUUUGCAGGGCUGUCUGUCGAUUCCCAUGUCAGAAUGGAGGUGUCUGCCAACGCCCAAAUGCCUGCUCCUGCCCAGAUGGCUGGAUGGGACGCCUCUGUGAAGAGCCGAUAUGCAUUCUUCCCUGCCUGAACGGAGGCCGAUGUGUGGCCCCUUAUCAGUGUGAUUGCCCACCAGGCUGGACGGGGUCCCGCUGUCAUGCAGCUGUCUGCCAGUCUCCCUGCUUAAAUGGUGGGAAGUGUGUCAGACCCAACCGAUGCAAUUGUCUCUCAGAUUGG